CGCGGGCAGCCCCUGGGAAGCCCCCGGUUCACGUGAGGCGAGCUGGCCCCGCUGAGGUAGCGGAGACGAACGAGAUGAAGCCUAGACCCGCAAGUUUCGUGGAUAAUAAGCUGAAGCAGCGAGUCAUCCAGUACCUCACCAGUAACAGGUGUGGCAAAUAUGUGGACACUGGAGUCUUAGCAUCUGAUUUACAAAGAAUGUACAGUAUAGACUAUGGUCGAAGAAAAAGAAAUGCUUUUAGGAUUCAGGUAGAAAAAGUAUUUAGCGUAAUUACUAGUGAGAAAGAACUUAAGAAUCUAACGGAAUUAGAAGAUGAGCAUCUGGCAAAAAGAGCAAGACCAGGUGAAGAGGAUAAUGAGUAUACUGAAAGCUAUUCAGAUGAUGACUCAAAUAUGGAAGAUUACCCAGAUCCACAGUCAGCAAAUCAUAUGAACACUUCCCUGCUCUCCUUAUAUCGGAAAGGAAAUCCGGAUUCUGUUUCAAGUACUCUUGAGAUGGAGCAAAGAGAAACCACUGUUUCACAACCACCGAUAACUUCCAAAACAGGCUCCAUUGCUUCGAAGACCCCUGCCAGAGGUUCUGAAGGAGGAUGGUUUAUUGACACAACUCCAGGUGGAAAGAAGGACGGUUUUUUCUUGGACCUGUCAGAUGAGAAAAGUAAUCAUAAGAAGCCAGUAUCUGAAAUAGAGGAUUCAAAAGAGUCUUUUCUGGAGAGUAAUGAAAAAAGGAAAGGCAGGUUAAAGAGCAAAGAAAACAAAAGGAAGAAAGAAGAUCUUCAGGAAGUGGAUGGAGAAAUAGAAGCUGUCCUGCAAAAGAAAGCUAAAGCCAAGGGGCUAGAAUUUCAGAGCUCCAGCGUGAAGUUUGAAGAUGUUGGAGGCAAUGAUACGACAUUAAAGGAAGUCUGCAAGAUGCUCAUACACAUGCGUCACCCGGAAGUGUACCAGCAUCUGGGUGUCAUACCCCCUCGCGGAGUUCUCCUUCACGGACCGCCAGGCUGUGGGAAGACGUUACUUGCGCAUGCGGUUGCCGGGGAACUUGACCUUCCAAUUCUGAAAGUAGCUGCUACAGAAAUUGUAUCUGGAGUGUCUGGAGAAUCUGAACAGAAGCUGAGAGAACUGUUUGAACAAGCUGUGUCAAAUGCACCCUGUAUCCUUUUUAUUGAUGAAAUUGAUGCUAUAACCCCCAAAAGAGAAGUUGCUUCAAAAGAUAUGGAACGAAGAAUCGUAGCCCAGCUCCUAACCUGCAUGGAUGAUCUGAAUAAUGUGGCUGCUACAGCUCGGGUCCUAGUUAUCGGAGCUACGAACCGACCAGACUCGUUAGACCCUGCUUUGAGACGUGCAGGAAGAUUCGACCGGGAAAUAUGCCUAGGCAUCCCAGAUGAAGCAUCCAGGGAAAGAAUACUUCAAACUUUGUGCAGAAAACUAAGACUUCCUGCAACUUUUCAUUUUCGUCACUUAGCACACCUAACACCAGGCUUUGUGGGUGCUGAUCUGAUGGCACUCUGCCGAGAGGCAGCCAUGUGUGCAGUCAAUAGAGUCUUAAUGACGCUACGGGAGCAGCAGAGGAAAGAUCCCGAGACUGAAGGUCUGCCCUCUGAAGGAAACCAGGAAGAAAGGAUUGGAACUGAGCCCACUUCUAAAACACAGGAUGAAUUGCAAAGUCUGCUGAGGUUGCUAAGAAACCAAGAUCCCCUCUCAGAGGAGCAGCUGCAAGGGCUGUGCAUUGAAUUGAAUGAUUUCAUUGUUGCUCUAUCCUCAGUCCAACCCUCUGCCAAAAGGGAAGGCUUUGUCACUGUCCCUAAUGUUACAUGGGCAGAUGUUGGUGCCCUGGAAGAUAUUAGAGAGGAGCUCACCAUGGCAAUAUUGGCACCAGUACGUAACCCAGAUCAGUUCCAAGCUCUUGGAUUGGUGACUCCAGCUGGAGUCCUCCUUGCUGGUCCUCCUGGGUGUGGGAAAACGUUGCUGGCAAAGGCUGUUGCCAAUGAGUCUGGCCUAAAUUUUAUAUCUGUCAAGGGCCCUGAAUUACUAAAUAUGUACGUCGGUGAGAGUGAGCGUGCUGUGCGACAGGUUUUUCAGCGAGCCAAGAACUCGGCCCCCUGUGUGAUCUUCUUUGAUGAAGUGGAUGCUUUAUGCCCUCGAAGAUCAGACCGAGAGAUAGGCACAAGCGUCCGGGUGGUGAAUCAGCUACUUACAGAGAUGGAUGGUCUGGAAACACGUCAGCAGGUUUUUAUUAUGGCAGCCACUAACAGGCCAGAUAUCAUUGACCCUGCAAUCCUGCGCCCAGGCCGCCUGGACAAAACCCUCUUUGUGGGUUUGCCACCCCCAGCAGAUCGUCUUGCCAUCUUAAAAACUAUCACAAAAAAUGGCACCAAACCCCCGCUGGACGCAGAUGUAAAUCUGGAAGCAAUUGCUGGGGACCUGCGCUGUGACUGCUACUCGGGUGCAGAUCUGUCUGCUUUGGUGCGGGAAGCUUCUAUAUGUGCCCUGAGACAGGAAAUGGCAAGACAAAAGAGUGGAAAUGAAAAAGGUGAACUCAAGAUUAGUCAGAAGCACUUUGAAGAAGCUUUCAAGAAAGUAAAAUCAUCUAUAUCAAAAAAGGACCAAAUGAUGUAUGAAGCUCUGAGGCAGGCCCUCAGCCAGUGACUUCAGCGGCAGCCCUCGGAGGGUCACUGCGUCAGUGGCACAGAAGCCCACACGCUCUGGGCUGUCACUUUCAGCCUGACACCAAUGUGGUCUCCUGGGAGUGUUUCAUUCUCAAAUUAAUGAGGCCAAGCCGAAGCUGAAGAUUUCUUUCCAUCUGGCCAACCUUGUGUGGAAACAUCCUACUCAUCUUAAAGAAAAAGAAACCAAUUUAAACUGCUGAAAUAAAAUAACUGAUACUUUUUUUAAAAUAAAUGUUUAUUUUCAAACAGUCUUGACUGUAUCAUCGAAAAGUUCAUUACAGUAAAAGAACUUUUUUUCCUUGAA
Messenger RNA from Pteropus alecto (black flying fox), 2966 nucleotides. RefSeq names its product nuclear VCP-like (gene NVL). Gene Ontology annotation, molecular function: ATP binding; ATP hydrolysis activity; RNA binding. The coding region runs from base 75 to 2642 and encodes 855 amino acids. Gene Ontology annotation, biological process: ribosome biogenesis. Gene Ontology annotation, cellular component: nucleus. NCBI's taxonomy places the organism in Eukaryota, Metazoa, Chordata, Mammalia, Chiroptera, Pteropodidae. The record is from RefSeq and is a predicted model, not a curated record. The transcript has 23 exons.